GAGAUAGGUUACGUUGCGACAACGUCGUUAACGCGUUAUAUACCCUCUGUGAAUGGUUUAUUUUGAACGAGUGCUCUGAGAUGAACGGUUAGCCGCUAACGGAAGCUGCUGCGGAUGUUUUAUGGGACACAGAAUUAGCUAGACGUGUCUUAUAUUUUGUCGGUACUCUGGUCUGUGAGGACAUGGCUGUGAACGUUUAUUCCACUUCAGUGACUAGCGACAAUCUGAGUCGCCAUGACAUGCUCGCGUGGAUCAACGAGUCUCUACAGAUGAACUUCACCAAGAUCGAGCUUUUAUGUUCAGGUGCAGCCUACUGUCAGUUCAUGGACAUGCUUUUUCCAGGCUGCAUACCGUUGAAGAAAGUAAAAUUUGGUGCAAAGUUAGAGCAUGAAUACAUUCACAAUUUUAAGAUAUUGCAGGCUGCCUUCAAGAGGAUGGGUGUUGACAAAAUUAUCCCGGUUGACAAGUUGGUGAAGGGCAAAUUUCAAGACAAUUUUGAAUUUGUUCAGUGGUUUAAGAAGUUCUUUGAUGCCAAUUAUGAUGGAAAAGACUAUGACCCAGUGGAAGCGCGACAGGGCCAGGACACCAUGCCUGUACCCAACCCAACCAUGCCUGCCCUCAGCAAGCCUAGGAAGAUCAUGAAUGCAGCACCACAGAGAGCAGCGGUUGCAAAGGUGACACCCAAGAUGGCACCUGGCUCUGCGCGGAGACCUGGUGCUGGUGGUGAUGAGGAGAGGGCGGAGCUUAUUCAAGAGUUAAACAUCUUGAAGUCUACCAUCCAGGACAUGGAGAAGGAGCGGGACUUUUACUUUGGCAAACUGAGGAACAUUGAGCUGAUCUGUCAAGAGAAGGAGGGGGAGGGAGACCCCACCCUGCAGAGGAUUGUGGAUAUUCUCUAUGCCACAGACGAGGGGUUUGUUGUACCAGACGCUGAGUUGGAGGACCAGGAGGAGUUCUAAUGCUCGUGAUUUGCUGCAGUUUUACCUUCCUCUCACCUUUCCAUUCCCGUCCUCUCCACACAGUCACUACCCGCCAUCCACACAUCAUAUUACGCAUCUGGACUUCCAAACAAACUCCAUGCGUCUGCUAAAGCAUGCAUAGACACUUCAUGAAGAAAGAACCGUUUUAAUGCCCUCAGACCUCUGGCUGCCAUGAUACCCUGUGUUUCUCUCCGAGGAACAGUGCGUUUCCUGUCUGUAAUAUAUGAUCUAACAUUGCUUUCCUCUUUCAGCGACUUCAGACACCUGCAGUUGUAUUUAUCUUAAAUGUCUCCGAAACGUCUUGGACACUUGCUCUGUAGUGAUUGAUAGGUGGCGUCUCCCCCUCACUGCUGUGGUACAUAUCUGUGAUCACGUCUUAGUCCGAACCGUACCUUACUGACACAAAACCCAGGGACGGAAUGACAAAACGUGUGUUAGUUGAUUGCAAAAAGCCUCUCUCUUCCUAGUUUCCACUCAUGGUUUUGGUGCUUGUUCUAGCGUAAGGCAGGUAGCAGUCUCCAGCGCUCCAGUCUAUCCUCAGUGACUGUGCCUUAUACAGACUGUCUGGAGGGAGUAGACCCAGUCUGACGUUUGUCUUUGUGUUAUGGAUGUAGUGAAGUCGACGCACGUGCUAACACUCAGUCGUGCACUUUGGCCUACAGGACGCCGAUGUACUGUGGUGCCACGGUUGCACGAGUUUAACUGUCUUUGUUAUAAUUUUAUUGCUUUUAUUUGAAACCGCUGGAUGAAGUUAGUAGCCACUACGUCGGCCACAAUUUGAGUUGACAAGACAAACACUGCCCGUUUUCUUCCUCUUUUACUGCCUUAAUAUUUAAUGCGUUUUUCUAUCCUGUCCUGUACUGUCUCUUUUGGCAAAUGUUUGUUAUUCAAAGUUUUACAUUUACGUUUUCUUUUGUUUCUUUUAAUUAUUAUUUGUAGACGUAACGGCAGCAGCAGAAUAUUGGUUAUCUCAGACCCAAAUCUUUUAAAUACACAAGAUGAGAACGUGAAAUCUUUCGAGUUAUUUUAAAAUAUUGCACUCUUUCAAGACCUUUCCCCAAAUAACCAUGUCAAGCCGAUGAUACAAAUGCAGAAACACUAAAAAUAUCGACUUAAUGAGCUUUGUAGAUGAAAGCUUUACUUCUCACUCUGAAUUUGAUCUUUCCAGGCAAUGCUCGCUCACUUCAUUUGUCUUUUUUGUUUUUUUUGGGAGAUUCAACAGGAUUCUGACUUUAGAUCAUUGUGCCAGCUCUGACUUUCUCCGAUGUGUAGCUUCAUUGUUUUCAUGUGCACCGGUCAUCCUCAAUCGAUCGGCAUUUUACUGUGUGUAAUUCUCAAUGUUGCAUUGUACAUCAAUAGCACAUGCAAAACCGGCAAUCAGAGUUGUUAUUGGUGCUAUCGAAUACCUUGACCCUUAAGAACUUGCCUGUUUGAGCUAGACAAGCCUUUUUGCUGGAUGUUUGGGUUCACUGGAUUAGAAAUAUAUUGCUGCGGUUGGGUUAAUAUAACAGCGCUGGAUCUGAUCUAAAUAGGAGACAAAAGGAAAGUAAGUGACACUUGCAUUGACAAAUAUGCCAUUGUAAUUUCACACAAGCCGAACUGUUAAAUAUUGGCACAAGGUGGAUGCAAGUAAAAAUGUGGACGGAAAUAGUUUGGAAGCAGGUAAUGUCUGUUAAAGGCAGUGAUCGACCCUUCCUUCCUUUCUUUCAAUGCUCUGUGGCCUUUAAGAACAAUCUGUAGCGAAGGUACUCAGUACAUCGUGGGCCACGCACCACGACAAAACUGUCUCUCUCCCUGAUUUUGUACUUGCAGGCUGUUAAGAGGUCCACAUUUUUAACUGAAGUCCAUUUCUUACAAUAAAACAGUAUUUACAUGUC
Molecule: messenger RNA, 2857 nt
Organism: Carassius gibelio (silver crucian carp)
Lineage: Eukaryota; Metazoa; Chordata; Actinopteri; Cypriniformes; Cyprinidae
Gene: mapre1b
Product: microtubule-associated protein, RP/EB family, member 1b
Exons: 7
Coding region: 183-959 (258 amino acids)
Biological process (GO): spindle assembly; protein localization to microtubule plus-end; regulation of microtubule polymerization or depolymerization
Cellular component (GO): microtubule plus-end; spindle midzone; microtubule organizing center
Molecular function (GO): microtubule plus-end binding
Source: RefSeq, a predicted model, not a curated record